AUGUACAUCGUGGAUGACGCAAGGAGUGAAAGGAGCAAAAACCUCGAUGUCACCAACGUCCCUCUCGGCCUCCGAGGCAAAGCGCAGGAGGAAGAGAAUGUGAAAGUCGUGCUGGAGUAUAUGGAGAUAGCAUAUUCCCCCACAAACGCCGGCUCUGACUCCGUGGCCCACCUCUGCGCCCCGGGAAACACGUUCGAAGCCCGUUCCACCUUCCCCGAUGCGCACACCGCUGAGGAGUACGCGGAGAGCCACGCCAAGGUGAUGCAUGCGUUGAAUAAUCUGGAGAUUGUGAGGUUUGACUAUGUGAUUGCUAAGGAGAACUUCGUCUCCCUCCGCUACACAGCAACAGGCUCGCAUGUCGGCGCGCCACACAACGACAUUCGGCCUACAGGACGUCGAGCACAGUGGACUGCAUGCGGAAACUUUGUGCUCGACAACUUCAACACUGCAGCUGGAGAAAAAUCGAGGAUCAGGAAGUGGUUGAAGGGUUGGGAUAAGACGCAGAUGUGGCAACAAUUAAGAUGGGUCAGGCCCAAUAACGACAAGGUCUAA
Stereum hirsutum FP-91666 SS1 is the source of this 552-nucleotide messenger RNA. RefSeq lists its product as uncharacterized. NCBI's taxonomy places the organism in Eukaryota, Fungi, Basidiomycota, Agaricomycetes, Russulales, Stereaceae. The transcript is spliced from 6 exons. Bases 1 to 552 code for a protein of 183 amino acids. The record is from RefSeq and is a predicted model, not a curated record.